This is a messenger RNA of Halichondria panicea, 2402 nucleotides long. Its product is annotated as broad substrate specificity ATP-binding cassette transporter ABCG2-like. The transcript is spliced from 17 exons. The coding region runs from base 34 to 2196 and encodes 720 amino acids. The record is from RefSeq and is a predicted model, not a curated record. Lineage: Eukaryota; Metazoa; Porifera; Demospongiae; Suberitida; Halichondriidae. Gene Ontology annotation, cellular component: plasma membrane. Gene Ontology annotation, biological process: transmembrane transport. Gene Ontology annotation, molecular function: ATP hydrolysis activity; ABC-type transporter activity; ATP binding.
AGUCUAUACAAGACACAAUAAUAAAAAGCAGAAAUGGAGAGCGUCCGCCUAGACAAUGAAGGUUGGCCGCUAGAUGACAUUCCCUACACAUCAAACCCUACAUCACCGACCAAGUCCAUUCUCAAGAACAGCACCUCCAAGACGUCCUCUGUGACAGUGUUUUGUGAAGAGUCAGUCGAUGGGGUGGUGGAUCCUAAUAUGUCCAUUCGUAGUGCUGUUAGUCUGUCAGAGGACGUCCAAGUCAUUGAGUGCUCAGAGCACCCCCCCUCUCCCGAGCAGUCCUGUCCAGAGAUAAGCAGUGAGCAUGCCAUGACCUUUCAGAAUGUGUCCUACUCAGUGAGGGGAUUCAACAAGUGCCACUGGACCACCAAAACCAUCCUAACCAAUGUCAGUGGAGUGAUGGUUCCUGGGAUCAACGCCAUUAUGGGACCCACGGGAGGUGGAAAGACAACUUUACUAGACGUCCUAGCCAAGCGUAAAGGCACCUCUGGACUCUCACAGACAAUCACAGGUUCUGUUCUGCUCAAUGGAGAGCAUUUGCCCAGCGACUUUAACUUGAGAACUGGCUAUGUCGUGCAGGAGGACAUUCUGGAAGGAAUUCUGACAGUGAGAGAGAAUCUCCAGUUCUCUGCUGCUCUGCGAUUGCCUCGAGAUAUUACUAACAGAGAGAGGUCACAGCGGGUGCAACACAUUAUCCAACAGCUGGGCCUCAUCACCUGUGCAGACUCUACAAUUGGCACAGAGUUCAUCCGAGGGGUGUCAGGGGGAGAGAGGAGGCGUACAGUGAUUGGGAUGGAGCUGAUCAUAGACCCAGUUGUAUUGUUCAUGGAUGAGCCCACCACUGGACUGGAUGCUCACACGGCCGUCUCUGUAGUGCAGACUCUGCAGGAUUGGUGUAUGGAGGACAAUCGACUGGUCAUCCUCUCCAUCCACCAACCUCGUUACUCCAUCUUCAAACUGUUUGACAGUCUCACUCUUCUCUCUCUGGGCAGCGUCAUCUACCAGGGCAAGGCAAGUCACGUCGUCAAAUACUUCGGUAGACUUGGGUACGGACUUGAAGAGAUGGAAAAUCCAGCGGACUUUUUGUUGGACAUUCUCAACGACUCACAAUCGGCUAUUUCUCUUCACAGAAGAACGGUCCGCAAACACAAGCCAAAGGAGACGCUGGACCUAAUACAAGAGUUCCAGAAGUCAGAGGAAUCUCAACUCAUUGAGAAAUGUCUGGAACAUGCCAACACUGAGUCUGAACCAAGUGCUAGGAAGAGAUGCAGCGACUCUCUCCACCUGUCCUGUAGGAAGAUGCCCUCCACAAUCGCCACUUUCCUCUGGCAGAUAUUAGUCCUCGCUGUUCGCUCAACCAUAGCCAACUUCAGGAAUCCAAGCACUCUUCUCUUCCAGACCUGUGUGAUGAUUGCGAUGGGCUUUGUGGUGGGUGUGGUCUAUUACCAGAUUGACGAUAGGAUGUUCACUAUCCUGAAUAGCUUUGUUUCUGACAGGCUUGGUGCGUUGUUCUUCAUAAUACUGAUUCAGGAGUUUGGAGUGCUCUCUGGUUUUGAACUUUUCAUUUCUGCAAGGCCUCUCUUCAUUCACGAGAAUGGUGGUGGUUUCUAUCGAGUCUCCUCCUAUUUUAUCUCCAAGAUUGUCACUGAUAUCAUCCCCCUCAGGCUCAUUCCUGUUGUCCUAUUCUCUGUUAUCUCAUACUUCAUGAUGGGUUUUCAGCUCUCUGCUGGCAAGUUUUUCAUCUACCUGCUCAUGCUGUCUCUGGGGGUGGUUGCUCUCUCCUCUCUGGCCUUCCUUAUCAGUGCCGCCAUCAAGAACCACUCCAUUGCCAUAGUAACCUUCACCCUCACCCACUUCAUCAUGCUUUUGUUCAGUGGCUUGUUGAUCUCUAUUAGCCGGCUGCCUGACUUUCUAGGGUGGCUGCAAUAUGUCAGUAUCUACCAGUACGUUUUACAGUCACUGGUUGUCAACGAGAUAGUUGGUGCCUUCUACAAUGCCACGCCCACUAACAUCAACGGACAGCUAGUCUGUUCCCCUCUGGACGGCUGCCUGAACGGUACGGCGUUACUAGAAAUCAACGGCUAUAUCAUUGACCCAGAUUGGAUCUGGAUAAGCACUGGAGCUCUGAUUGCAAUCAUCAUCAGUCAGUGGGUCCUCACUUAUUGUCUCCUGUGCUGUGUCAAGAAACAUAAGUAGUGUGUAGCAACCAACGCUAAACACUAACAAACAAUUCUGAAUAAUUAGAACCAUCUCUGUAGAGUACUAGUAAUUAAUGUGUACAAUAGCUCGUUCCCAGCCCGAGGCUAUGUGUACAAAUGCUACGUAAAUUCAGCAGCUGAAGUUAGUUCUGUAAGGAUUAAUAAUCAUGCAAAGCAUUUUGCAGAUUUAUUUCAUGGACUAAC